GGAGAUGACGUCAGUGUCUUGACCUUCACACUUUGCUCGUCACUCUCCCUCUCUCGCGCUCUCGACUUCCUGCUUCCGGUUGUGUGAGCUCGGUCCAAACAGAAGCAGUUUCUCCAGCAUCAUGAGUCAGCGGACGGAGCGACGGGGCAUACAUGUGGACCAAUCAGACCUGCUGUGCAAAAAGGGAUGCGGUUACUACGGCAACGCAGCUUGGCAGGGUCUGUGCUCCAAGUGCUGGAGGGAGGAGUACCAGAGGGUUCGGCAGAAACAGAUCCAGGAUGACUGGGCUUUGGCGGAAAAGUUGCAACGAGAGGAGGAUGCGGCGUACGCGAGUAGCCAUGGAGCUCAGCCGCAGCCCCAGGGCCAGUCCUCGGCACCACACCCAGGACACGCCUCUCUGGGCCCCUUCUCCAAGUUUGAGGAGAAGAAAACGAACGAGAAGACGCGAAAAGUGACCACGGUGAAGAAGUUCUUCAGCCCCUCAUCACGCACUCCUCCCAAGAAAGAAACCCAAGAGGGCAAAACACCCAGUCCGUCCAUUAGCCGCCACAGCAGCUUUGAAACGGACCAAGUGUCCAAGGAAUUUGUGGACUUCUUGAAAAACCUGCAGCGGCCCGGCCGGGAGAUCCAUAAGCAGUGCCGCGCCUUCAUCGUGAACAUGUCCAGCAAGAAGGAUCUCAGUGCUGAAGAACUCUCAGAGUGCGUUCAGGAUUUCUACCAGAACAUGGCCGACCGCCUGAUGAGUCAUUAUAAAGGCUCAUCAGAGUCCGUGGAGCAGGUGAUGGACCAGGUGGAGAAGUACAUCAUGACCCGUCUUUAUAAAGGCGUCUUCUGUCCAGAAACCAGCGACGACGAGAGGAAGGAUCUGGUCACACAGAACCGGAUACGGGCUUUGCACUGGGUGACCAUCCAGAUGCUGUGUGUGUCCAUGGAUGAAGAAAUCCCUGAAGUGUCGGAGAAUGUGGUCAAAGCAAUAACAGAUGUGAUAGAGAUGGACUCUAAGAGGGUUCCCCGGGACAAACUGGCGUGCAUCACGCGCUGCAGCAAACACAUCUUCAGCGCGAUAAGGAUCACGAAGAACGAGCCGGCGUCGGCCGACGACUUCCUCCCCGCGCUCAUUUACAUCGUGCUCAAGGCCAAUCCUCCGCGGCUUCAGUCCAACAUCCAGUACAUCACACGCUUCUGUAACCCGAGCAGACUGAUGACCGGAGAGGACGGAUACUACUUCACUAACCUGUGCUGUGCGACCGCCUUCAUUGAGAAGUUGGACGCUCAGUCUCUAAAUCUGUCCCCGGAGGAGUUUGAGCGUUACAUGUCGGGACAAGCGUCGCCACGUCUCCACAGCUCAGAGGGCGACUGGGCCCUCGCCGGCUCCGCCCCCGAUGCGACCGCCACUGCCACCACCAACCCGGUCCUGGUUCAGCUCAAUCAGAACCUGGAGCUGCUGUCGGGCCUCAUCAGCAAACAGGAGCGCGUGACGGAGGCGGCGCAGAGCCUGCAGGCCGACCUCCUCUCCUGGCCUCAGAGCGUGGAGCGCGAGGUUCAUGGUGUGCUGGAGAAAUACCCGCUGGAGAUCGCGCCCCGCAUCGUUUCUGCCAUCGACGCCAACAACGUGGACAACGACAACCUCCCGCCACCGCUCACACCACAGGUGUUUGCUGGGUAACGGAGUCGUCACUUUACGCUCAUGUGAGUUUGGCGUCUGCGUCCCACAAAAAUGUCUCCACUAUGCCAAAAACCACUCCACACUUUAACACACUGCAUAAUACUGUAAAUAUCUCCACUUGUGGAAUCUAGUCGUUGUGUAUUUGGUAGAUGGAGUCACAGCUGCUUUUCAAACGCUGACAUUUCACAGUUUGAGUCCAUUUAUUUCAAUAAAGUCACAGCGAUCAGCGGUGGAUUUGAUCCCCGGGAGAGAAUCAUGUACAUUUCAACUGUAGUGGAAUUAUGGCAGCGGCCCAUGUGCAGUAAAGUCAUCGCAUCAUAACCGAUAAAUUAGUUUUCCCCUGUUCUACAUUCUACAUACAUUCAAUGACGUAUCUUUUUACAAUUUCAACAUUAUGAUGUGACAGAUCACAGUGGAUCCAUGAAGUCACAGAGAAAAAUAUACAAUUUCACAUGAAGAUUAGAUUCUAAUCAUAGUGGGAAAUUUUAACAAUUUCAUCCUGUGGGGCCGGUUCUGGCCCACGGGCCAUAUGUUUGACACCCCUGAACUAUGGUAUGGAACCUGACGACGGCGUCGUCUUCUCAUGAAUGAUAUCAAUAUUAUAUAGAAGUUAUAUAAUAAGGGAUAUAGUGAAAAGAAGCAGCACUAACCUAACUUUUACUCACCAGCUGUAACAUUUCAUCAACUCUGUGUGCGUGUGUGUGUGUGUGCGUGUGUGCGUGUGUGUGCGUGCGUGUGUGUGUGCGUUUUAUCAGAGCUGCAACUAACUAUUAUUUUCUCGAUUCAUCGAGUCAUCGCUUGGUCCAUGACAUGUCAGAAAACGUUUUUGUCCACAAACUAAAAAUAACUCUGUUUUUAAUGAUUUCUUUGUUUUCAUGGAGCAAAGAAAAGAAGAAAAUAUUCACAUUUAAGAAGCUGAAACGAUCAGAAUUCUUGUUUUAAAAAUGAAAAAAGCCUCAAACCGACAAAUCGAUGAUGAAAAUAGUUGACGACUCAUUGAGUAAUCGAUUCAUCGAGUAGUUGUUUCAGCUCUAGUUAUUAUCAUUAUUAUUAUUAUUAUCAUUAUUAUUUUCAUGACGUGACGGUAAAACAGAAUGCAUCCAUUUCAUUUCAGUGCAAACAACAACACAGCGUAUAAGAGCAGAACGUGUUUCCCUCGUCAGACGCUUAAAUGAACUGCUUUGGCUUUUGCUGUUUGUUUCUUUUGUUUUUUUUAAGUGUGUGUUUUGAUUUGAAUUUCAACAAAUGAACUUGAAUCUUAACCUUUUUGUUUUUUUUUUAGAAAACACACACACUACGUUUAACAUUUGAACAUUAACUGUGUUUUAGAAUUGUCUUAUUUUCUCUCUGUCAGGAUUCAGUGUUAACAACUAUUACAUGUUAUUCUAUAAAUAUAAUAAUGUAUUUAAUGAAAUACUAAGUUUGUGAUUGUGUGAUGUGAUGAAACACUAGACUGUAAAUAAUAAAUAAUAUCACUGCAAACAUAAUCCAGACUAUCAGCAGAAAUUAAUCCUGUUAAAUUUCAUCACUAACUUGUUUUUUUUGGAUUGUUUUUUUUUUUCUUCUAUAAAUGUAAAAAUACUGUUAAAGGAUGGUUUUAUAUUAUUUUAUCAUUCAUUUAAAGUGCCCUAAAUAAAGACUCUAGACUAAAGAUUCACACUGUUCACAAAUUUUAAUCUCAGAAUUCUGGACCUGACUGUUUUUAUUAAUCUGGAAGAAGACAAUGAAACUAUAAUCCACAGAAACCAUGUGAGCUAAUCUGGGCGUCGUAACCUAAACAUAAAUAAAUGAUGGGUUUUAUUCUUUUCAUUAGAAUUUAAAGCAGAAGCCUCAAACUUGUUCACAAAUAUGACAAAAAUAAUGUUUUCUGGUUGUGUUUGAUUAAAGAUUAAAAAUUAAACUGAAAUAAAUACUGUAUGAUGCAAUAUAAAGUGUGUGAAUGCAACUCACUGUUGGAAAACGAUGAAGUGUUGUAUUUUUCAUUUGAAGUAAAAUAUGACGGUGAAAUUAAACGUUGAACUCUU
Solea solea (common sole) is the source of this 3690-nucleotide messenger RNA. It is a transcript of the gene rabgef1, whose product is annotated as RAB guanine nucleotide exchange factor (GEF) 1. Gene Ontology annotation, cellular component: endocytic vesicle; cytosol. Lineage: Eukaryota; Metazoa; Chordata; Actinopteri; Pleuronectiformes; Soleidae. Gene Ontology annotation, biological process: vesicle-mediated transport. The record is from RefSeq and is a predicted model, not a curated record. Gene Ontology annotation, molecular function: small GTPase binding; zinc ion binding; DNA binding. The coding region runs from base 122 to 1666 and encodes 514 amino acids. The transcript is spliced from 9 exons.